This is a messenger RNA of Heterostelium album PN500, 1659 nucleotides long. RefSeq lists its product as uncharacterized. Gene Ontology annotation, biological process: lipopolysaccharide catabolic process; negative regulation of inflammatory response. Bases 1 to 1659 code for a protein of 552 amino acids. Gene Ontology annotation, molecular function: acyloxyacyl hydrolase activity; calcium ion binding. Lineage: Eukaryota; Evosea; Eumycetozoa; Acytosteliales; Acytosteliaceae. The transcript has 3 exons. The record is from RefSeq and is a predicted model, not a curated record.
AUGAAAUUCACUUAUUUAUUCUUAUUUGCACUCUUGUUGAGUGUCACAGUUGGAAUUAACGUAAGACCAACUCAUAACAUCCCAGUCAACAAUGAUGGUAUUACAAGCACUGGUGGUGGAAAUAAUUGUCUUAUUUGUACUCUUAUUCUUUCUUUGGUUGAACAAUAUUCAUUACUUCACGAGCAAUCAAUUGAUAAAGCUAUGGAUGAUAUUUGCUCUUUCUUACCAAAGGAUGCCUCUAAAACCUGUCAACUUGCUGUUUCUUUGUAUGGAAAUCAAAUUGUUCAAUAUUUCGGAGAGUACCAACAUGCCGAUGAUGUUUGUCAAGCACUCAAGUUUUGUACACUCCCAUCAUGUCGUCUUUUCAAUAAUGUAACUGCUACUUACCAAGGACCAUUCGGUGGUGUUAGUAUGAUCAAACCAAUCAAGGAGAGUCCAUGGGAUUGGUUAAAGAAUAUUUUCAAUAAUUUCAAUCAGAAGCAUCUUCCAGCUUUAGAUGCCGACGCUGAUAGAUUCUCUGAUGCCCCUACUUUCCGUGGUUACGAUUGGAGAGGUAGAGAUUGUGACGAUGCCAACAAUAAUGUAUAUCCAGGUGCAUCACCAGUAGCAGGUCAACCAGAGACCGAUUGGAAUUGCAACGGUAUCGUUGGUAUGAAUACUACCAGUGGUAUUUCAUGGGAGGAUGAAUUGUGUGGAAACUCUGGAGCUAUGGGUACCAUUGUCGUUGGUGACAGUGCAGGUGCUCAUUUCUCAAUUCCACCACAAUGGUUGACUGCUAGUGAACUCAACUCCACCACCUACCAAGGUAUGAUCGGUGCCAUUGAAAAUGAACUCGAUUGGCCACAUCGUUCCAGUUACACCGGUUGGGUUCCAUCCACAGCAGAGAUCCCAGUCGAUUCCAUCUAUCUUCGUUUGCGUGAGCGUAAUCUUUGUAAUCAUCGUGACUACCAAAACACUGGUGUCAACGGUGCCGACUCAUUCAAAGUUGCCGGAGGAAACAUUCAAUCGGUUGCUCGUAACCAACAAACUGACAAACCAGCUCUUUUCUUCUUGGAGUUGAUUGGAAACGACGUUUGUUCCGGUCACCACGAUUUGGAUCACAUGACAACCAUCGAACAAUUCACUGCAAACACUCUCCAAUCUUUGUCCUAUUUGGAUACCAUAUUACCAAUGGGUUCGCAUGUUGUCUUUAUUGGUUUGGCCGAUGGUCGUGUCCUCUGGGAUUCACUUUGGAACCGUACUCACCCAAUCGGUGCAACCUACGAACAGGUCUAUGACUUUUUGAAUUGUUUGGAAACCAGUCCAUGUUGGGGAUGGAUGAAUCCAAAUGAAACUGUUCGUGACGCCACCAGUGCACGUGCCGCUCAACUCUCAGCAGUCUACAAUGAAAUCAUCAAGAACUACACCUACACUCACUUUGAUAUGCAAUAUUACGAUUUCCCAUUCAACGCUAUCAAUGCCAAGUGGAUCGCACAGGGUGGACAAACCUACCAAUUGAUUGAACCAGUCGAUGGUUUCCAUCCAAAUCAAAUGGCCAACUUUUUGAUUGCCGGUGAACUUUGGGAUCAAUUAAUGACUGACCACCCAGAUUGGUUAGGUCAAGUCAACCCAAAUAAUCAAAUAAUUCAAUCUCUAUUCGGAAAUCAAGGUGGUUAUUAA